CCCCGCUCGCCCCGCCCCGUUUCCUGCGCUGCAGACACUGGUCGCUUCCAGCCGGGUGGCGGGAAAAGCGGUGGCUGUGCGCCGGAGGGCGGCCAGGCUCGGAGGGGCUCCGGAGGACCCGCCGGGAGCCGGCCUCAUCAUUUUCAUCCUGUCUGUCUCCAUUGCCCAUCCUUCUCUGCUGGCUGGUCCUCUGAUGUAUGGACUUAUACAUGAUGAACUGUGAACUUCUAGCCACAUGUAGUGCCCUUGGGUACUUAGAAGGAGACACUUACCACAAAGAGCCGGAUUGCUUAGAGAGUGUAAAGGAUUUGAUCCGCUACUUGAGGCAUGAGGAUGAGACCCGAGAUGUGCGACAGCAGCUGGGGGCAGCGCAGAUCCUGCAGAGUGACCUCCUUCCCAUCCUCACCCAGCACCGCCAGGACAAGCCUCUCUUUGAUGCAGUUAUCAGACUGAUGGUAAAUUUGACUCAACCAGCCUUGCUCUGUUUUGUCAAUGUGCCCAAGGAACCUGGCAUGCGGCACCAUUUUCUGCAGGUGCUAACAUAUCUGCAGGCCUACAAAGAGGCCUUCGCCAAUGAGAAAGCUUUUGGAGUCCUCAGUGAAACCUUGUAUGAGCUGCUACAGCUGGGCUGGGAAGAUCGGCAGGAGGAAGACAACUUGCUGAUUGAGCGGAUCCUGCUGCUGGUCAGAAAUAUUCUUCAUGUCCCAGCUGACCUUGAUCAGGAGAAGAGGAUCGAUGAUGAUGCCAGCAUCCACGACAGGCUUCUCUGGGCAAUUCACCUCAGCGGCCUGGACGACCUGCUCCUCUUCCUGUCCAGCUCAUCUGCUGAGCAGCAGUGGAGUCUGCAUGUGCUAGAGAUUGUUUCCCUUAUGUUCCGUGACCAGAACCCUGAGCAGCUGGCUGGAGUAGGGCAGGGACGCUUGGCUCAGGAGCGAAGCACAGAUGUGGCAGAACUGGAGGUUUUGCGCCAGCGAGAGAUGGCAGAGAAGAAAACUCGAGCCCUCCAGCGAGGCAACAGGCAUUCUCGAUUUGGGGGCUCCUACAUUGUCCAAGGGUUGAAAUCCAUUGGAGAAAGGGACCUCAUCUUUCACAAAGGCCUUCACAAUCUCCGAAACUACAGUUCUGAUCUGGGAAAGCAGCCCAGGAGGGUGGCUAAACGUCGCCAGGCUGCCCAGGAGCUAUCCAUUCAGCGUCGAUCUGCCCUCAACGUGAGGCUUUUCCUUAGAGACUUCUGUUCUGAGUUCCUGGAGAACUGUUACAACAGGCUUAUGGGUGCUGUCAAGGAUCACCUGCUUCGGGAGAAAGCCCAGCAGCACGAUGAGACCUACUAUAUGUGGGCUUUGGCUUUCUUUAUGGCCUUUAACCGAGCUGCCUCCUUCCACCCUGGUUUGGUUUCUGAGACCCUUAGUGUCCGUACCUUCCACUUUGUUGAGCAGAACCUCACCAACUACUAUGAGAUGAUGCUGACUGACUGUAAGGAAGCUGCCUCCUGGGCGUGCCGGAUGCACCUGGCUUUAAAGGCUUAUCAGGAGCUGCUGGCCACAGUGAAUGAGAUGGACAUGUCCCCAGGUGAGGCUGUGAGGGAGAGUAGUCGGAUCAUCAAAAGUGAGGCCCUGGCCUGGGCUCUGAUCCCAGCUUUCCCAUCUCCAGUAGAAUCUCAUUCUUCCUAUAAACGGGUUCACAGCUUGAUUCGGAGGAGCAGCAUUCAGGUGUUGACUCAUACUUCUGCUUUUCAAAAGGAGGAAGUUAUAGGCUUUAUUUUCAACAAAUGGAAAAAGAGAAAGAAGAAAAAGAAGGUUCUAUAUGAAGCUGUUGCUCCUGGUAAUGUCCCACCUAGCCCAGAGGAGCUGGUGGCUCUGUGGCCAGCCCUGUCUGAGCAGCUGCUGCGGUGUGCCCAGGAUCCUGAGCUCAGUGUAGACACCGUUGUUCCCUUCGAUGCUGCCUCAGAGGUGCCAGUGGAAGAGCAACGGGUAGAAGCCAUGGUGCAGAUCCAGGACUGCCUCAUGGUUGGCCAGGCUCCACAAGCCCUGGUCCUCCUGAGGUCUGCCCGAGAAGUGUGGCCAGAAGGAAAUGUGUUUGGCUCUCCCGACAUUUCUGCAGGAGAAGAGAUGCAGUUGCUGAAGCAGAUCCUUUCUGUUCCACUUCCCCGGCAGCAGGGGCCAAUGGAAGGAGAUGCAGAGGAAGAAGAGGAAGAGGAGGAGGAGGAGGAGGAGGAAGAAUUGCGGGUGGUCCAGGUGUCGGAGAAAGAGUUUAACUUUCUGGACUAUCUGAAACGCUUUGCAUGUUCAACCGUCGUGCGAGCCUACGUACUUCUGCUGCGGAGCUACCAGCAGAAUAGUGCCCACACCAACCACUGUGUUGCCAAGAUGCUGCACCGGCUAGCACAUGACCUCAGAAUGGAAGCUCUGCUUUUCCAGCUCUCACUGUUCUGCCUCUUCAGUCGUCUGCUUAGCGACCCUGCUGCUGGAGCCUAUAAAGAGCUAGUGACGUUUGCCAAAUACAUCCUUGGCAAAUUCUUUGCAUUGGCUGCAGUCAACCAAAAAGCCUUUGUGGAGCUGUUAUUCUGGAAGAACACAGCUGUGGUUCGAGAGAUGACUGAGGGCUAUGGCUCCCUUGAGAGCUGGCCUUCCAGUUGCAGAGCUCCUGUGUGGAGCACUGAGGAAGAGGCCCAGCUUCAGGAAUUGUAUCUUGCCCAUAAGGAUGUAGAAGGUCAGGAUGUGGUAGAAACCAUCUUGGCACACAUGAAAACUGGUCCUCGAAUGCGCAAGCAGGUCAUCCACCAUCUGGUACAGCUGGGACUGGCUGAUAGUGUCAAGGACUUCCAGAGGAAAGGAACCCAGAUUGUAUUGUGGACAGAGGAUCAGGAGCUGGAGCUGCAGCGGCUUUUGGAGGAGUUCCAGGACUCUGAUGAUAUCCUUGGUCAUAUCAUGAAGAAUAUCACAGCCAAACGUUCCCAGGCUCGAAUAGUGGAUAAACUGCUGGCUCUGGGGCUGGUGACUGAACGGCGGCAGCUGUACAAGAAACGGAGGAAGAAGUUGGCACCUUCCAGCAUGCCUAAUGGAGAAGAGCCCCUGAAAGAUUCUUGGCAGGAAGAUUUGGAAGAAGAAGAAGAAUGGCCAGAGGAAGAGUGUGAAGAGGAUGGAGAAAAGGAAGACUUGGAAGCAGAACAAGUUCAGGGUAGCUUGUUUCUCUCUACUAAGAACCUUGGUCAAGGCCUGCAUCAGGAAGCCUUUUGUGCUCCUCUCCUUUGGCUCCAGAACUGCCUGAUUUGUGCAGCAUGUGAUCGGGAAGAGGAUGGCUGCUCCCAGGCAAUCCUACUUGUGCCACUGACAGAAGAAAAUGAGGAAGCAAUGGAAAAUGAACAGUUUCAACAGCUGUUGCACAAGCUAGGAAUUCGGCCCCCCUCCUCUGGGCAGGAAACAUUCUGGUGAAUCCCAACCAAACUGAGCCCCACCCAGCUCUGAAGAUUAGCAGCUUCUUUGAGUCAACAUGAAGAGGGGUAGGAGGAGGAGGAGGAGGAGAAGGAAAAGGACAAGAAGCCACAACCAGAGCCUGAGCUACAGUCGAGAGUCCCUGGAGAUCACAGUCCUAGUGAGGAACACCGAGCCAAAGCUCUGAGAGCCCUCUUGUUAGUCCGUGAGAAGGAAACAGGCCUGGUGUCCCCGGAAGUCACUUCAGAGGAAGGGAUUGCUGGGGAGAAAGAGCAGUGGAUGGUAGUGUCUAAGAAGCGACUCCUGCUGGACAGUGAUGAGGAGGGAGAUGAGGCCAGGAGCCAAGCACCAGAGCUGGGUGCUCCAGCAAUCCACAAGAAGAAACGAUUUCAAAUUGAAGAUGAAGAUGAAGAUGACUGAAAAGCCAGGUGUCUCAUGCUAGAGAUAGAUUUCCAGAUGGGAGGGCGCAGAAUCUACUCUUGCUGAAUUGAAAGUAAUCCUGCCUACACGUACAGCCCAAGAAUUUUAGGCAACAGUGUUGAGUGGCCUCUACAGUCAGUCCUCCCAGUUUCCUUAGUAUGAGCUCUCUGGAGACGUAAUCCUCUUCUAGGAACCAUCUCUUAGCCAGUGAGAGGAGUAAAUGAAAUACAGAAGGCAGCCUGGGCCCUCUCAUCCAUCUGUUCUUUUGGCUUUCUGCUAGAGGUAGGUCAUAACACCAGACAAGAAGCUUUGUAACACAUGGCGGGGGGUCACACCAUUUUUAGAAAGCACUAGAUUCCCUCAUUUUCUUUCUAGUGAUCAUUCUUGAGACACAAGAUUAAACCUGAUUCUUGCAGUUGAGGUAGAGCUGAGGUGCACUACUCUCAAGAUGACAGACAUACUUUGUGUUUGUUAUGUUAAUAAAAUGGGAAAUUUAAAAUUGCUGGUCUCCAUGUGAC
Molecule: messenger RNA, 4369 nt
Organism: Nannospalax galili (Upper Galilee mountains blind mole rat)
Lineage: Eukaryota; Metazoa; Chordata; Mammalia; Rodentia; Spalacidae
Gene: Timeless
Product: timeless circadian regulator
Exons: 30
Biological process (GO): DNA replication checkpoint signaling; DNA repair; replication fork arrest
Cellular component (GO): replication fork protection complex
Molecular function (GO): DNA binding
Source: RefSeq, a predicted model, not a curated record